Cinara cedri is the source of this 171-nucleotide messenger RNA. Lineage: Eukaryota; Metazoa; Arthropoda; Insecta; Hemiptera; Aphididae. The record is from the annotation of a GenBank genome assembly.
AUGGCCAAGGGUCAUGAUGGCAGGAGUAAUCAGAGGUGUUCUUGUGUUGUGAUAAGGGUGGAGAGGUUAAAGGAGCCACUUAUUAGUAAUGUUGAUAGUAGAAUGAUGGCUAGGGUGACUUCAUAUGAGAUUGUUUGGGCUACUGCUCGCAGUGCGCCGAUCAGGGCGUAG